This is a messenger RNA of Ustilago hordei, 2709 nucleotides long. RefSeq lists its product as uncharacterized. Gene Ontology annotation, biological process: regulation of transcription by RNA polymerase II. The transcript has a single exon. NCBI's taxonomy places the organism in Eukaryota, Fungi, Basidiomycota, Ustilaginomycetes, Ustilaginales, Ustilaginaceae. Gene Ontology annotation, cellular component: SAGA complex. The record is from RefSeq and is a predicted model, not a curated record. Gene Ontology annotation, molecular function: transcription coactivator activity. The coding region runs from base 1 to 2709 and encodes 902 amino acids.
AUGGGAGGCAAAGACGCGAACCCUGCUCUUUCAAGAGCUUCUCGCGAUGCCAACGCCUCGGCUGGCACCCUCUCUGCUUCAAGGUUCAGCAGCAAUGCCCCAUUUUAUCGCCAGUUCCUGCCGGCUCAGCUCUCCAACAUCUCUCCCAACGACUCAAUACCCUCACUGGACGAGCUUUCCGCGUUGGCAAAGCACCUUAGCAGGAUCAAAACGGAAUCAGCCGCUCGACUUUCACGACUCGAAUCACGCUCGUCCGACCCGCUGAGACCCAUCUUCUUUUCCGCACCAAACGACCUCUUCAGCCCGCCCGGUCUCUCGAACAACUCGCUCAACCUCUACUCGGAUUCGUCCAGACAAACACCUCGUGGCACUCCAGCUUCAGUCCCUACGUCUAAGAACCAAAAUGUACGAGAGCGUUCUUUCGCCUCGCCUGCACCUUCCUCUUCCGCAUCAAAUCUCAAUGGCACCUCCAGCGGUGGUGCAGGCGGCGCAGUGGCAUCCAAGAACAAGGUCAAGAUCAAGCGGGAGAGAGACAAUGACAGUGCUCCGGCAAGCUCAUCAGCUCUCUACUCGGACGCAAAAUCGCCGCACAAGCUAGGAGGAGCCGGAGGAAAGGCAAAUCCUCGCAGCAAGGCAGUAAGGGGCCAAAGUCUAGAUAUAGGUGCUGAUGAUGAAAGUGUCGCCUCCACCGACCCUGAAUGGGAUCUCGAUGAAGACUCCAUGCCUAGUCGGCCUGGUCGCACUUACGCAAAGAACAAGAAACGCAAACGCAAGGAUGUCGAUGCUGACUCGAACGACGAUGAGUCUGGUUCUGAGUUUGAGGCUGGCGCUAUGCUAGGCGCUGCCGGAUCCGCACGCGGCGCAUCUACGUCCAAGCAUGUUGGCUCGUCAGCAUCUGGCGCAGCAGCAAGGUCAGCAGCAUCAGCAGCAACUGCAGCACCGGGUCCGCUAUCUCGUAGAGGCUCUGAGGUCGGCACCCCCGCCAGUGUUGUCGGGACUCCAAAGAUCCCUAGUAUUGGAAUGCGGCUCAAGGCAAACACAGGUGCAAGCAAUGCAGCAACACAGGCAACUCCCGGCUUCCUAAGAAAAGCUUCUGACGGGACGAAUGUCUCAACGAGGCGCAACAGCGUAUUGCCUUCGCCUUCUCCGCUUCCAUUAACACCCUUAGCCCAGUCAGCCGCAGCCGUCGCACCUCCAAUCAUCUACCAGCCGGCACCGGGCUGGGAGUUGCCCGCACGCACGCCAACCACCUUCAUGCCUCACCUGGAAAUGUCGCGCAAACCACGAGCAUAUCCUACCAAACCAGGCGAGGUCAACGAAGACUUUGCCAACAAAGACUGGAAAGAGAAGGAGCGCGAACGUGAUCGUCUGCUUGAGCGCGAGAGCAUAGGUCCAGGUACUCCAGGGGGACCAGGACCUGGUCAGAGUUUGGUUAAGGAGGCAACUACUGGUAGAAGGGGAGGACGAGACUUGCAGCAGACUCCCAUCAAUACGUUUUACAAUUACGCGGAUGCCUUCUUCAAAACCCUGACCGAGGAUGACUUGGCAUGGCUCUCGAGCAAGUCGGACGACCACGAGCCAUUCCAGAUGCCUGCGCUUGGUCGUCACUAUAAGGAAGUGUGGGAAGAGGAAGAUGCAUUGAUGGCCAGUGGUGCCGUGGAUGCGUACGGUAAUCCGCUUUCCGCCCUUUCGCGGUCGCCUUCCGUUAGUAUUGGUGUGGGCGGAGGUCUACCCUUGGAUGUGAACGCCCUUGCAGCAGCCAGAAACGGCACAACAGACGAGAAGAAGCAUGCAGCACGGUCUGAGCUCGAGAUUCCACCGCCGCCAUUGUUCCGAGUCAAGCAGAUGACGGACCAGCAUUUGGGCUUCGAGUCACCUGCUGUCGUUGAUGCCCGCAGUGGACCUCUUUCAGAACGGCUAGUGGCAUCGUUGCUACCUUCACACAAGGACGAGGAUGACGAUGAUCCCAACCGGACAGCAGCUGGAGCGAUCGACGAUACCAGGUCUGCGCUGUCACAAUCGAUGCUUGCACGUCUCAAUGGAUACCCAAGACCAGAAGAUGAGGAUGGCGAGGAUGAGGAUGCAGAUGGCGAACCGGAUCUGGAUUGCGAUGGUAUCGUGCAGGAUCAGCACAUGGCCUCCUUCGAGGAACGUAUUGCUAAGGAGCUCAAGGCGCUGGAAGUGCUGGGUGCUGAUGAGACCCCGGACUGGUCUACACGCGCCGACGAUGAGAUCUCAGCCACGCUCAGAAUGGUGCAACGCGAGCUAGCACGUCAACAAAAGGUCAACGAGAUGCGCAAGGAUCGCCUCUUCGGCAUUGCUAAGGACCGAAUGGCGUAUCAGGACUACCUCAACUGCCUCAACUCGGUGGAGAAGGAGAUUGAAGCCGGCUGGACGAGGAGACUGCGACAGAUUAAGGCGAGCCUCAGCAAACGCAAGAAGGGUGGACACAAUGCUCACCACGACGAGCCGUCUCUGUCACAAUCCCAGGCCAACGGGAUUCAGUCAGCGACUGGUACACCGCAGCCUGGAGGCGCACCCUACAAUGGACCUGUUCGACCGCAGCUGCCAGAGAACCUGGUCAGUGCUAUGGAACGUCGUGCAAAGCUUCAAUAUGCCUUCAAGGAGCUGUUUGACGAGGCUAAGCAUGCCUGGCAGACACCCACCGAAAGCGUCUAUGCGGAUCUUCAUUUAGAUCAGGUCGAGUGA